Messenger RNA from Amoebophrya sp. A120, 1912 nucleotides. The record is from the annotation of a GenBank genome assembly. Lineage: Eukaryota; Dinophyceae; Syndiniales; Amoebophryaceae.
CUUAAACACCGAUCAGCUUCCAGCAACGUAGAGGUAGAAUUAGAUCGAUCAUCAGGGUUAUGGAGGAAGAUUCUCAACCCCUGACUCAAGCUUCAUCCAGAAAUCAUUAAUAAUCAUCGCGAGCCGUCGUGUUUGCAUUGUCUCGCGACAAUUGUUCUAGACAGAGCACAUGUGAAAACAUGUUAACCCCCGGCUCCCUCCAGAAGCUCGAGUUCGCCGUCGACAAUGUUUUGCGUGCCCUGUACGAAACCCAUGCGAUAAAACUUUCCGUUUGCACACUUGCCGCAGGCGUGCAGGCUGGGGCGUGGUUGUUGCAAGUGCCCGGUGCGAGCUCAACGGUUUUGGAAGUGCAAGCGCCGUAUGCGAGAGAAGCCACGCUCUCCUACCUCCGCAAAAAUGCAAAACACAGCACUGGACUCAAGUUUUCUGGGCCGGGAAUGGCACAGCUCCUGGCGGAAACGGCGCACCAAAGGGGUUUGCAGUGCGUUGCAAAGGAGGGAGAAAGAGCCGUGGGCGACAAGGCGUUACAACCUCCUGACGUAAUCGACUGCGUUUUGCAACAGAGCCUGGAUGCUGCAACGAAGAUGGCAGCAGAAAAAGAAGUUUGCGCAAAGCAAACAAGAAGCGACGCAAACAAGAUAUUACCCGCACCACUACCAAAAAUUCUCGGGGUCGGUGUUGCAGGUGCACUGUCGUCAAAUUACGAGCGACGCGGAGAGUCUGGAGCUUCGAUUGCAGUCUACGACGGCUGUUCGGGCGAGCCGCUGGUGACCAAGCAGAUUGCAUUUCCAAAAGCAGAAGAUAAAGAAUCGAAAACGGACAAGUCUACCACCGUCACAACACCACCGACAGGACAGCAGCGCCGAAGAGAAGAGGACAUUCUGGUUUCCACCGCAGUUGUAGUAGCGAUUGGCGAGGCGGCGCUCCAGUCAUCACAUCCUGCCACUGAAGACCUUGCUCUGGCAACGAAUUCUCUGCGAGAGAGCCUUGACGCAGUGAUUGCGGCCGCCCAUCUUCAAAAUGCUGUAUCGAUUACGGCGCGAAAGCGAGAGGCUUCGCCGGAUCACGAUCGCGAAUUGACAGCAAUCCAUGAGUUUCUUGGAUGGCGGGACAGCAAAACUGCGCGUGACCCAGAACUAUCCUCUGCCUAUGCCCGGGCGCCGUACUUGAUACGCUCGGCGUUUUCUUUAUCGUCCUCAAAUUUCACUUGGAUCCCUGGUCCUUUACCCUUCGGGCCUAACACCGUCGUCGUUUCCGGCUCCUUCAAUCCGAUGCACGAUGGGCACCUCGAAAUGGCUCGAGCUGCCGUCGCGAGGCUACUUGAUGCAUUCGGCGAGGUCAACGUUGAUGUCAUUUUCGAGCUCUCGUGUCAGAAUGCCGACAAGGGAACGCUGGACAUAUUAGAGGUCCGGACACGAGUGGAGCGGUCGCAGCAGUUGUUGAGUCAGCGUAGGGCGUUUCUAGAAAACGCUACUAGCGCAGGAGGACAAAACGCCAAGCCGGGCAACAAGAUUCGUGCCUGGAUCCUCUUGACGAAAGCGAUGCCGCUCUUCUCGCAAAAGGCUGAGCUAUUUCCCGAUACUGGUGCAUCUUUCGUGGUCGGCACGGACACGAGUGCUCGCAUCUUGAACCCGAAGUAUUACGGAGAUUCCGAAGCGCAGAUGAUUAACUCUAUCAGGCAGAUGCGGCCGUCCCUCUUUUUCGUUGCUCCCAGAGUUGUUGCCGAGGACAAUUUCAUUUCUUUAAAAGACCAAGUAGUUCCAUCAGGACUGGAGAGCAUGUUUUUCCCUCUAGACGCGUAUUUCCAAAGAAUCGACCUGUCGUCUACCGAACUGCGAAAGCAAGAGGUGGAGAACAAAAAGCGAAAGCGAUAAAGAACUACGGGCAUUGGAUUCUAGUCUCUUCGCUUAAG